Lactuca saligna is the source of this 675-nucleotide messenger RNA. Lineage: Eukaryota; Viridiplantae; Streptophyta; Magnoliopsida; Asterales; Asteraceae. The record is from the annotation of a GenBank genome assembly.
AUGUGUGGGAGUUGCUAUGCAUUUCCAACAGUGGAUUCCGUUGAAGGAAUCCAUUCAAUCGUAAAUGGCGAGCUAAUAGAAUUAUCACCAAAAGAAAUUAUCGACUGUGCUAAUGUGGGCGGAUGUAACGGAGGCUCACCUCAAGAUUCUUUCAAAUACAUCGCCAAUAAUGGAGGUCUAACUACCGAGAAGAACUACCCUUACAAACCUGUCGUUGAGACUUGCACAUUACAAAAGGCGAAAGAUAUCGCCGUAGAAAUUCAUGGAUAUCAAGACGUCCCUAGGGACGAAACUGAUGAGCAUCUAUUGAAAGCAGUUGCACACCAACCUGUAGCUGUUUCAACGUCAUGGGGAGAUAAUUUAGCGUUAUAUAAAGAGGGAAUUGUGCAAGGACCAUGCGACACGACAGUUUUGCAUUCAACGCUAGCAGUUGGAUAUGGUACAGACCCGGAUGGAACCAAGUACUGGAUAUUGAAGAACUCGUGGGGAGAAGAGUGGGGAGACAAAGGAUACUACAAACUCCACCGUGGAAUUCCUGACAAGAAGGGAAUGUGCGGCAUAGCACAAUUUGCUGCUUAUCCUGUCAUUGAAGCCGAUAGUGGAAUACAUGCCUCACCUGGUGCAGUUGUUAAGAGUAUUAAAGAUAAAGUUCUUAAGACUAUUAAAGAACUCUAA